GCGGUGGACGGGUGGGUGGCGCUCGCUCGCUGCCUCCUCCUCUCCCUCCUCCGCCUUCCCGCCUCCCCUCCCUUCUCCCCUCAGCACGCAAGCAGUUCUCCGUCCCAGCCCCUCCAAGGGAGCCCGGCUGGCUGGGUUGGGAGCCAGCGCCGCGCAGCCCAGCGGCCAGGGGAGGACGGGAGGCGUCCGGCCGGUUACUCGCCUCUGUCUGAAGCCCGAGCAGCUGCAUCUCUUGACUGAAAAGGAUUUACUCCGGCUGUUAUCAGAGCUGUGCUUAACCACUGUUUUGGAUGAGACCUUUCUGUACCAUAUCUGGACUAUUCCGGCCUGAACACAUUCUUUGUAUUUUUAAGGAAUUCUUACAGGUACCUCACCUUGGGGCUCCAGAUCCAAACAGCCAAUAGUAACCACCACUCUGACUGGGGGGACCAGGACAGAAUACCCCACACAGGAUUACAGUCCGGAUGAAUAGAGUAGAACAAACUUGUCACCACACAGGCACGGUUCCACUACAACUUCAAGGGGAGCGAGGCGUAUAUGCUUACAGUCACUUCAGUUGCCAUUUCCCCCAUGGGGGCAAGACUGAGGCAUGAGCACUGGCACACGAUCCAUCCCACACCCUCUUCCAUACAGGCCAUGAGGGAGACCCACCCCAUGACUAGCAACAGUGACCAGGAUGUUUAUCAUUGGGUUGUUAACCUAUUCCAAGCAGGCUCCUGCACCCUUGCAAGCUUCCUGACAGUUAUGCAGCAGGUUCAUGUUGGGGAGAGGUCUGAAACGCAAGCUGAAUGAUUAUGAAGAGAACAUGGCUGGUGUGUCAAGUGCCUUUGAUUCCAGUCGCAACGUGCCAUAUCAGCUCAAGAGGCAGCUGGUGCUCAAUGUCUGCCUUGCCAAACUACAGACAUACAAGAUGCUGGUGGAACCAAACUUGCACCGCUCUGUCCUUAUUGCCAACACAGUCAGGCAAAUCCAGGAGGAGAUGAGGCAAGAAACUAGCCAGCAGCUCAAUAUGUGUGGUGGUUUCAGCACCAGUUCUUCUAGUUACCUGGGGCUGGAUUUGUUUGGAAUGCCUUCACACCUUUUUCCAGGCAUUAAUCAGCAGGAAUUAAAUAGUUAUGAACCACGACCUGUGGAAGGCCCAAUGGAAAACAGUUUACUGAUGGUUUCAGAUAAUGACAUGUCCUCAGCCAUUUCCUCUAUUCUGAAAGAUUUGGACUUCAUGGAGGAUGUGAGUCCCCCUACUUGCCUAGCUGCAUCUGGAGAUGAUCAGUUCAAGUCUUCUGAAACUCCAGGUCUUCGGUUAGAAGAUGACAGACAGGACUUGAAGGGAGUGGAAUGCGCGUUUGGUUCCUUUGAAAUCUCAAACUCAACGAGUUACUUGAAAGACUUGGCUAUUGAUGACAUCUUUGAAGAUAUUGACACUUCAAUGUAUGAUUCAGACUUUGACUGCCCCUCACUAACACCUUCAAGAGCAUCGCCUGUGACAACCACAGAAGAGAUCUUGAAAACUUUCCCUUCCUGCAAUUCUUCCUCAACAAGCAACAUCCCGAUCUGUAGAAGUGAUCUCAGUGAUUUGGACCAUAUCAUGGAGAUCCUUGUAGGGUCUUGACACUUUUUUUAAAAAACCCAAAGAUUUUUUCCCCCAGGCUGCCACACAAUGCUGGUUUGAAGAUAAAGCUACAGAGAGAGGAGGGAGCAAGCUGCAAAGUGUUAUAUCAGAAUAUCUGUGAGUGGUUCUCAAAACUUCUCUGGAAGUCAUAUAUAACCCACCCACCCCUCAAAAAACAGUGGCAGGCUGUCAAAUAUAAAAUGGAAUAUUUAUUAAAUCAAUUGUGCAAUUUUUUUAGUCCUUCUAGGGUGUAUGUGAGGAAUGUGUCUCUUGCACAACCUUCUUAUUCCCAGAAAACUCACUUUUUUAGUGUGCAAUUUUUAAUCUGCCUGAAGAAUUGACAUGGCAGCAAUUUUCAUAAGAGGGGAAAACAGCUUCUGAAGUCUAAAAAUUCUAUUUUUAAUAUUGAACUACAUUCUGUGUUACCAUUCACUGGAGUUGCAUACUUGGAUUCUGCAGCCUCAGUCAGUGCAGAUAUAUUUUAAAGAUAUUUAAAGAACUAGCGAUCUCUUCCCAUUUGUUGAAGGCUCAUCAAGAUGCUUUGCAGCAAAAUCCCUUGCAUUUUGUAAAGCAUUUGAAACUAUUUAUUUUUGUAAAUUUUAUAGUCUUUUUACAUUUUACUAAAUUGUUCUAUCCUAGUUUGGAGAUGAAUUUCUGGUUGGAUGUGGCUGGCACUACCUCUAUAAGCAGAAAUGCUUUAACUCUUUCCAGUGCUUUGUCUAACACUGUAGAUCUUUGUUUUCUUGGAUGGUAUUUGUGGUGGUAUAAGCAAGAAACUUGUCAGCAAUUUAGCUGGUAAAAUUUUAUGGUAUUUAAUUGUUCAUAUUUACAAAUGUAAUUUAUAUGUAUAUUGUCCAAUUUAAAAACUUUGUCAGUAUUAUGUGCAUCGAUUUUGGGGUAAUAUGGGUUUUUUAAAUUUAGUAUUUACUGUACAGGUAGAACUAUUUUAGUUCUUUGGAGAACAUUGUAUAUUUGCAACACACUUUUAAAUUUUAUGUGCAAUAUAUCACUUAAACAGAACAUUUUUGCACACCCUGUUCUAUAAGGAAUGCAUUGAAUCCAAAUGGCAGGCAAAAAAUCGAGACAGCAGAGUAUCUGAAGUGUACUCUACACUCAGUCUGCUUGCAACUGUGCUUAAGCCCUGUGCAAGUUGAAUGGAACUUGUCUAAGAGCACAGCUCUGAUCUUGCACAAUUCCCUGUCGUUGCAGGGGGCAAUCCUACUUCAUUGAAGAUGCUCACCAUGGAUUGUAUCUCUUGGCUAUUUUUACUCUUUCCUCACAUGAAGUGCUAAUACUCAGUUGGAACUGAGCAAAACUUAGAAUCACCCCCACCCACCCCCACCUGAGAUUUAGGAAUCCACCUGGCAGCGAUCCCACUGCAAUUUGCAGAAACUGCGUUUCUCACAACCUCAGACAGUCUUGGUGACAGUGCCCUGCAUGUUCAAGUAUUUUCCCUACCCUAUGUUGGGUGCCACUGAGUAAGCCCUACCUGCAUUGCUGCUGCCAGGUGGCAGCAUCUCCACCUAUCAGGCUUCCUAUUGGAGCUGUGUGGUUGCUAUCUUUUAUUUUCCCAGAAUGUAAUGCGCCAGCCUCCUAGCAUGGCAGAGGGGUCCAGUAUAUCUGCUUGAGUGAAAGAGGCUGAACAAAGCAGUCAUCUGACAAAUGGGCAAUAUGUGUAGCAGCACAUGUAUGAAGGGGGUAGGAGAUACUCAUUUGCUGCAAAAGUUUGUUUUUCCAUAAGUUAGCAGAGAGGUCUGCAUCCACCUCAAUUUUGCCAAACCCCUCUGUUCAUCAUACCUCCUAAGAAUAGGUAGUGCCUCAAUGAGGACUGGGAUUUUUUUUUAAUAUUGAAAGCAAAAUAUUUCAUCCUCUUGUCAUGGGUUCAAAAAUAAAAGUCUCACAAAGUAGAAGAAAAUAUUAGAAGAUCUCCCCCUCUCUGAAAACACUGAUCAUAUUGAUAAAGUAAGCCUGUGGAGGUGUAUGAGGUCUUUUUUCUCAAAAGAAAUAUAGCAUGGACAUUGGCUAAUUUUCUGAGUGUGCUACUGUAGUUCAAGCAGAUUCAGAGGUGGGUAUACCCAACUUAGAGCAUCUGGAGGUUGGGAUUGAAAGCUCCUCCAGACAGUCUUGACCUGCUCUGGCAGGACCCAGGCAGGCUCUACCUGCCCUCUGCAGUAGAUGCUGCUGUCGAUUGAGUGGCUACUGUGGUACUAAGUGGCAGCAGCAUUAGCACUUGUUUCUCCCCUCUGUUUCAUCUUGUAGUGCUGGUGUGUUUCCUAUUGGACCCAGUUGGUGAUGUUUAGCCACCCCUUGUACUAUAAUGCAUCGUGGGGCACCUGAUGUAGCCGUGCUACAUUGGAUGUUCUAUGGCAUGGCAUUUCGGGCAGUAAAAGGUGCCAGUGGUAUGGCGCCACUUGAAGCCAAGCAGCCAUCUGCCUCCAAUAACUGCGCUAGAGAGCUGCAGGAAGGGCAAGUCUGAGCAGUGGCAGGGACAAGGCACUAUGUGGUGACACUAGCACUAAUGUGGGAGGGCUGUUAGUGCCUGCCUAGAGAACAUGGGGGAUUGGUGGUGGUAGGAGCAAAAGUUGGCACCAUGCUGAGGACCCAUUUGAGCCUGAGCCUGACUCAAAGAGCUUAUUACUGCAGGAAUGUUCCCUGUUCUCAGAUUUAGCUCUUUUCCCCAUGCUGCUACGCAAAGCAGCAGUGUGUACUGUACAUCAGUCGCUCUUUGCUUCUACCAAUCUAACCACACUUGCUGGAUUAAUUACUUCUCCUGUCCUCUUCCACCAUAGCAGUGCUGUGACAGUGGCUAUGCAUCUGCUGUACUAGAGUAUUUAUUCUGGGGCCAGGCUGACUCAACAGCAAUGCAUUUUGGGAUGAAAGAUGACAACCUAGAGGAUGAAUUUGGUUGCUACCACCGAAGCAACCAACCUCACAGUAUGCCUCUAGCAUAGACAAGAGAAGUGAUUCCACACAUACGUAGAGAAAAUUGUUCAGAUGUGGCAGAUGCUAUUGCAUGCUGUCAUACAUCAAUCUUGCUUGCUACCCAUUUCCUUUAAUGCUUUCAUUUGACUGUUCAAGGGGCAUCCACCAAGUUUCAGUGGAAUUAAAAAAAAGAAACAACCUUAUAUGUUUAAUAUUGAAAAGGGGCAAAAUGCAUUCAAUCUUUGGUUAUAAACCUGGGACUGUUUUCAUUUAUUUAAUACUGGUUUUCUGCCAUCUUCCCAACUCUACUCAUGACUGAGUCAGAUCCUACAACUAUUUUAAAAGCAAUCCCCUUUUAUUGGUCCAGUCCAGUUUGGCAAUUGAAAUGUAUUUUUUUUUUAUGCAUAAAGUUCGCAAUGGGAUCUAAAAUACAGCAGACACUUUGGCAAAAAGGGAUUAAGUAGAAAGAAUGUACACAGAUUGUGCAUAAAUGCUUCUUUGUAUGUAAAACAUGAAUCUUGAAAAUGGUAAGGGCCUUCUGCACUGUGAUGAAGCAGAUUUGUGGUUAAAAGAAUAUUUUUUAAAUUCCUGUGAUAAUAAAUAUUUCAAUCUAA
Elgaria multicarinata webbii is the source of this 5145-nucleotide messenger RNA. Its product is annotated as SERTA domain-containing protein 2-like. NCBI's taxonomy places the organism in Eukaryota, Metazoa, Chordata, Lepidosauria, Squamata, Anguidae. Gene Ontology annotation, cellular component: nucleus. Bases 758 to 1609 code for a protein of 283 amino acids. The transcript has 6 exons. Gene Ontology annotation, molecular function: transcription regulator activity. The record is from RefSeq and is a predicted model, not a curated record.